AUGCUGAUGUCAAUCAGAAUGGCUCCUCCUCUUUCUCUGAUCUUUCUGAUCUUGAUUCACGGGGUUUCUAGUGCUGAAUGGGGUGUGAGUUACAUACAUCCACACAUCUGUGCACUAAAGCACUCAGCAGUGAUAAUGAGCUGCACUUAUACAUACCCUGCUGGAUAUGAGAUCAGGAAAGUGUUCUGGACUAAAAACCAUGUAAAGGUUGGUAAAGAGUAUCCAGAUCUGUCUGAGGAUCCUGAAUACAGUCAGAGGCUUCAGUAUUUGGGAGAUGAACAGAAGAACUGCACCAUCAGACUGAGUCACGUGACACAGAAGGAUUCACACAUGUACUGUUUCAGAUUCACAACUAAUGUAACAGAUGGAAAAUGGAAAGGUUAUCCAGGAGUGACUCUUACUGUCACAGAUCUUCAGGUGGAGUCUCCUGAGACACUGAAAGAGGGAGAUUCAGUCCGUAUAACAUGUAAAAGCAGCUGCGCUCUGACUGACAGAGCAACAUUCAUCUGGUACAGAAACUCACAGCCAUUAACUGAGAGAAGAGACAGAAACAAUCAACUCCUGCUGCAGUCAGUCAGAAGAGAGGAUGCAGGCAGAUACAGCUGUGGUGUACAGGGACACACUUACAUCUCUCCUGCUGUUCAGCUCAGUGUCACCUAUCCACCAAAGAGUGUCUCAGUGUCCUUCAGUCCGUCUGGUGUAAUAGUGGAGGGAAAUUCAGUGACUCUGAUCUGCAGCAGUGAUUCAAACCCUCCUGCAGAAAUCAGCUGGUUUAAAGGAGGAACGUUUGUAGGAUCUGGAAGAAUAUACAGAAUCUUAAACAUCAGCUCUAAUCACAGUGGAGAAUACAAGUGCAAAUCCAGAAAUAAACAUGGAGAUAAAUACUCUGAAACUGUGACUUUAAAUGUCAUGUAUCCUCCCAGGAAUGUUUCAGUGUUCAUAAAUGGAUCUGCUGAAAUAGUGGAAGGAGAUUCAGUGACUCUGAUCUGCAGCAGUGAUUCAAACCCUCCUGCUCUGAACUUCAGCUGGUUUCAGGAGAGUCAAAGCUCCUCUGUUGGAUCUGGACAGAGUUUCAGUGCACUACAGAGUGGACGCUUCUUCUGUGAGGCUCACAAUCAACACGGAUCUCAGAGAUCAGAUGCUGUUACUGUCACUGUUAAAGAUCCUCCAAAGUGUGUCUCAGUGUCCAUCAGUCCAUCUGGUGAAAUAGUGGAGGGAGAUUCAGUGACUCUGAUCUGCAGCAGUGAUUCAAACCCUCCUGCAGAAAUCAGCUGGUUUAAAGGAAGAACAUUUGUAGGAUCUGGAAAAAUCUACAGCAUCUUAAAGAUCAGCUCUGAUCACAGUGGAGAAUACAAGUGCAAGUCCAGUAAUGAACAUGGAGAGAAACACUCUGAUGCUGUGACUUUAAACGUCAUGUAUGCUCCAAAGAGUGUCUCAGUGUCCAUCAUUCAGUUUGGUCAGAUUUUGGAAGGAGAUUCAGUCACUCUGAUCUGCAGCAGUGAUUCAAACCCUCCUGCUCUGAACUUCAGCUGGUUUAAGGAGAAUCAAAUCUCCUCUGUUGGAUCUGGACAUAGUUUCAGUGCACUACAGAGUGGACACUUCUACUGUGAAGCUCACAAUCAACACGGAUCUCAGAGAUCAGAUGCUGUUACUGUCACAGGUGAAGAGAGCCCGAGCAGUGUUCGACGAGAGCUGCGGCUCGCAACGUCUUACCGGCGAGCCCUCCGUGCCGCUUAUGAGAGGAGCACGGUGCCAGAUAUCAAGAAAUGA
Messenger RNA from Carassius auratus (goldfish), 1770 nucleotides. RefSeq names its product B-cell receptor CD22-like. The coding region runs from base 1 to 1770 and encodes 589 amino acids. Lineage: Eukaryota; Metazoa; Chordata; Actinopteri; Cypriniformes; Cyprinidae. The transcript is spliced from 8 exons. The record is from RefSeq and is a predicted model, not a curated record.